UUUUCUUCUAGAAACGUCAUUCUGAAAGAAGAAAAAAUCGAUUGUCAUUUUCAUAACCAUCUUCUCCGAAGUUUCCCGCUUCAAUCGUUUCCGUCUACAAGUACACCUUCCCCGUCCGUGUGUGUGUAUGAAGAGUCUAUAGAGCUUGAAACUUUAUUCAGAAACAGAGUACCCAUAUUUUCACCAACCCUAACCAAAAGGUCUAAAACUAUCAGAAACAGAAACACCGAGAGAUAUGGAUUGUUCAUUCAUAAGCAUAAACGAUCUCCAAAGAAUGUUCCACAAGCUCGACAAGAACCAAGACGGUCUCGUGACCCUCGACGAGCUUCAUUGGAUACUAGAGAGACUCGGUUGGUCCGAACACACUCCCGAAGAACUCGAACUGUUCGUUGGAAAACAGAGUCUCGACUUAGACGAGUUCCUUCGGUUCUACGACGACGCCGUUUCAGAUAGGAAGGAAACAAAGAACGAUAGUGUUGUUGAUAAUGAUGAUGCGAUUGUGGGGGCGUUUAAUGUGUUUGACGUGAACGGAGAUGGUUAUAUUUCGUCGGAGGAGCUUCGAACGGUGUUGGAACGGAUCGGAUUCGAGGAGGAGACAAAGAGUUGGGAUUGUGGGAGGAUGAUUCGAGCCCAUGACAAGAAUCUUGAUGGUGUUAUUGAUUUUGAAGAGUUCAAGAACAUGAUGUUGCAUGUCCAGUGAUGCUUGCAUAUGUGUAUAUUGUCCGGUGACAUGUUUUAUGUGCUAUGUGUAAACUCCUUAAAGUAAGUAUAUAUGCUUAUGUGUUAUGUGUUAGUGUGAAAACAUAUACAUCUCUGUUACUUUUUUGCAUAAUCAUAUGUUAAGUAUAGCCUGCAUGGUUGUGAUUAA
Messenger RNA from Brassica napus (rape), 868 nucleotides. RefSeq names its product probable calcium-binding protein CML44. The coding region runs from base 236 to 700 and encodes 154 amino acids. NCBI's taxonomy places the organism in Eukaryota, Viridiplantae, Streptophyta, Magnoliopsida, Brassicales, Brassicaceae. The record is from RefSeq and is a predicted model, not a curated record. Gene Ontology annotation, molecular function: calcium ion binding. The transcript has a single exon.